AUGGCGGAUCACCGUGAUCCGGAGAAGGCCCAGGAGGGCAUUUCAGCACUAGCUGACUCCGCCCAGAUUGCUGCCGCGCACAAGCACAUCUCUGGCAAGGCACCCACCGAGCCUCCGUCCAGCUCGUCCGGCUCCGACGCCACCAUCUCCCCAGAGGAGGAGCGCGAGAGAGCAAGAAAGGCAAACCCCAACGGCUUCGCAAAUGCUCAGGGUGGUGUCAACAUUGAUCGCGCAACCGCCGAUUUUGCCGAGCUUCAGCGCUCAAUUUCGGGUCACUCUCGCAUCAGCCGCAUCCAGAGCCGUCAGAGCCAGAGGGGCGGUGCCGAUGUCGAAAAGGUCAAGUCCAGCCGGACCGGUGGAGACGAGUCGGACAGCACCGAGGAGCUCUUCGACCUCGAGGCUACGCUCCGUGGUGGCCUGGCUGCCGAGCAGGAAGCGGGCAUCAAGCCCAAGCACAUUGGCGUCUACUGGAACGGUCUCACGGUCAAGGGCAUGGGUGGCUUCUCCAACUAUGUGCAGACCUUCCCUGACGCAUUCAAGAAUUUCUUUGACAUCCGGUCGCCCCUGAGGAAUCUGGUCGGCAAAGGGCCGGCCUUCACCGAGGCCACUCUCCUCGACAACUUCAAGGGUGUUGUCAAACCCGGCGAGAUGGUGCUCGUUCUGGGCCGCCCCGGUUCGGGCUGCACGACCUUCCUCAAGAAUAUUGCCAACCAGAGGGCCGGGUACACGGGCGUUUCUGGUGAGGUUCUGUACGGCCCAUGGACUGCGGAUGAGUUCAAGCAAUACCGUGGCGAGGCUGUCUACAACCAGGAGGACGACAUCCAUCACUCGACGCUCAGUGUCGGACAGACUCUUGGUUUCGCCCUGGAUGUCAAGGUGCCCAACAAGCUGCCCGCUGGUACCACCAAGAGCCAAUUCAAGGAGGACGUCAUCUCAAUGCUGCUCAAGAUGUUCAACAUUGAGCACACGCGCAACACUGUGGUCGGAGAUGCCAUCGUCCGUGGUGUCUCUGGUGGCGAGCGCAAGCGUGUCUCCAUCGCCGAGAUGAUGAUCACCAACGCAUGUAUCCUGUCCUGGGACAACAGCACUCGCGGUCUGGACGCCAGUACUGCGCUCGACUUUGCCAAGUCUCUUCGCAUCCAGACAAACCUGUACCAGACGUCGACCUUUGUCUCUCUGUACCAGGCCUCCGAGAACAUCUACAAGCGGUUCGACAAGGUCCUCGUCAUCGACUCUGGCAAGCAGGUCUACUUUGGGCCCGCCACCGAGGCCCGCGCUUACUUUGAGGGCCUUGGAUUCCUGCCGAGACCUCGUCAAACAACUCCGGACUACGUCACUGGAUGUACGGAUGAGUUCGAGCGUGACUAUGCCGACGGCUACUCUCCCGAGAACGCGCCUCACAGUGCAGAGACCCUCGCCGAGGCCUUCGACAAGUCCACUGUCGCUGCUCGUCUCCGCGAGGAGAUGGCCGAGUACAAGACGCAGCUGGAGCACGAGUCUGGCAAGCACGAUGAUUUCCAAACCGCUGUCAGGGAGAGCAAGCGAGGCGGAGCUAAGCGCUCCGUCUACGGCGUUGGUUUCCAUCUCCAGGUCUGGGCCAUCAUGAAGCGCCAGUUCGUCCUCAAGAUGCAGGACAAGCUCAGUCUCUACCUCUCGUGGCUCCGUGCCAUUGUUAUCGCCAUCGUUCUCGGUACCCUCUAUCUCAACCUCGGUCAGACAUCAGCCAGUGCCUUCAGCAAGGGCGGUCUUCUUUUCAUCAGUCUCUUGUUCAACGCCUUCCAAGCCUUCUCUGAACUAGGCUCGACGAUGACCGGCCGUCCCAUCGUCAAUAAGCACAAGGCAUACGCUUUCCAUCGACCAUCCGCGCUGUGGAUUGCUCAGAUCUUUGUUGAUACUGCUUUCUCAGCGGUGCAGAUCAUGGUGUUCUCGAUUAUUGUCUACUUCAUGACCAACUUGACGAGAACUGCCGGCGCAUUCUUCACAUACUACCUUCUGAUCUUGGUCGGCAACAUUGCCAUGACUCUCUUCUUCCGCAUCAUCGGAUGUGUCAGUCCCGACUUUGACUAUGCCAUCAAGUUUGCUGUUGUCUCCAUCACGCUGCUGAUCUUGACUUCUGGCUACCUGAUCCAGUACCAGAACCAGCAGGUUUGGCUGCGCUGGAUAUUCUGGAUCAACCCCUUGGGACUGGCAUUCGCGGCCUUGAUGGCCAACGAGUUCGGAAGGAGCACCAUGACAUGUUCGUCCGAGUCUCUGGUUCCCACCGGCCCGGGUUACGACAACAUCAACAACCAGGUCUGCACCAUCGCUGGAUCGACGCCAGGCACUCUCGAAAUUGACGGUGGUGCCUAUAUCACUCAGGCCUUCCAAUAUGCUCCCCAGGAUCUAUGGCGCAACUUCGGCAUCAUCAUGGCCAUCAUCGUCUUCUUCCUUGUCAUGAACGUCCUUCUGGGCGAGUUUGUCAAGUUUGGAGCUGGCGGCAGCACCUUCCGCACGUACGCCAAGCCCACCAAGGAGCUUGAGAAACUCAACGCAGAUCUCGAGAGCUCGCGACUCCAGCGCCAGAAGUCGAGACGCGAGGGCAAAGACGAAACUUCUAGCAUCAACUCUGUCAGCGUCCUCACAUGGGAAGACCUCAACUACGAUGUACCUGUUCCCGGCGGUACUCGCCGUCUACUCAACAGCGUCUACGGCUAUUGCAAGCCAGGUCAGCUUACUGCCCUCAUGGGCGCUUCCGGUGCUGGCAAGACAACUCUCCUGGACGUCUUGGCGGCUCGCAAGAACAUCGGCGUCAUCGCUGGUGAUAUUCUGGUUGAUGGCGCGAAGCCGGGCAAGGAGUUCCAGCGAUCCACCUCUUAUGCGGAACAGCAAGAUUUGCACGACCCGACCCAGACUGUCCGCGAGGCUCUGCGCUUCUCUGCUGAUCUAAGACAACCUAUGACGACUUCUCAGGAGGAGAAGUAUGCCUACGUCGAAGAAAUCAUCGCCCUGCUCGAGAUGGAGGACAUUGCUGAUGCCAUCAUCGGAUACCCUGAGGCUGGCCUGGUCGUCGAGCAGCGCAAGCGCUUGACCAUUGGUGUGGAGCUUGCCGCUAAGCCUGAGCUUCUGCUGUUCUUGGAUGAGCCUACCUCUGGUCUUGACAGUCAGAGUGCCUUCAACAUUGUUCGUUUCCUCAAGAAGCUCGCUGGCGCCGGCCAGGCCAUCCUCUGCACCAUUCACCAGCCCAACGCUGCUCUGUUCGAGAACUUCGACCGCCUGCUUCUGCUCCAGCGAGGUGGCCAGUGUGUCUACUUUGGCGACAUCGGCAGCGAUGCGCAUGUUCUCCGCGACUAUCUUGCCCGCCAUGGUGCUGUUGCGGGCGAGUCUGAGAACAUCGCCGAAUUCAUGCUCGAGGCCAUUGGUGCUGGUAGUCGUCCACGCUACGGUGACCGGGACUGGGCCGACAUCUGGGCCGACAGCCCCGAGCUUGCCAAUGUCAAGGAUACGAUCUCUCAGCUCAAGGAACAACGCAUGGCUGCCGCCACGGAGAUCGGUCCGGCUCUGCAGCGCGAGUUUGCGUCGCCCAAGUCCCAUCAGCUGAAGACCGUCAUGCACCGCAUGAACGUGUCUCUCUGGCGCUCCCCAAACUAUCUCUUUACUCGCGUCUUCAACCACGUCGUCAUCGCCCUCUUCACUGGUCUCACCUACCUGCAGCUCGACAACUCUCGGGCUUCGCUGCAGAACAAGGUCUUCGUCAUGUUCCAGAUCACCGUCUUGCCCGCUCUGGUCAUGUCGCAGGCUGAGGUCAUGUGGGUCAUCAAGCGAGCCAUCUUCUUCCGCGAGCAAUCGAGCAAGAUGUACAGCACCUUCACCUUUACCACCACCAUGAUUGUUGCCGAGAUACCGUACUCUAUCCUCUGCGCAGUCAUCUUCUUCUUGCCCAUCUACUACAUGCCUGGCUUCCAGUAUGAAAGCUCGAGAGCUGGUCUCCAGUUCUUCUUUAUGCUGCUGACCGAGCUGUUUGCCAUCACUCUCGGCCAGGUCCUCGCCGCCAUCUCUCCCUCGGCCUUCAUUGCUUGCCAGUACGACCCGUUCAUCGUCAUCACAUUUGCCUUGUUCUGUGGUGUGACCAUUCCCUAUCCGCAAAUGCCCGGCUUUUGGAAGGCGUGGCUGUACCAGCUGGACCCUUUCACGCGCCUCAUCGGUGGCACCGUUACGACAGCUCUCGAAGGCGUCGAGGUCGUCUGCAAGUCUAGUGAGCUUCAACGCUUCAAUGCUCCAGGUGGAUCCUCCUGCGGCGAGUACAUGGCGCCGUACUUCAGUUCUGGUGGCCUGGGCUACAUUGCCAACAACGCCACCAGUGCUUGCGAGUUCUGUGCCUACAAGGUCGGCAACCAGUUCUACGAGCCUCUUGGCUUUAGCUUUGACAACCGCUGGAGAGACCUGGGCAUCUACGUCGCAUUCAUCUUUAGCAACAUAGCUAUCCUCUUUUUGGCUGGCCGCUUCUUGAACUUCAACCGUCGCUAA
Microdochium trichocladiopsis is the source of this 4503-nucleotide messenger RNA. Its product is annotated as ABC-2 type transporter-domain-containing protein. Gene Ontology annotation, biological process: transmembrane transport. Gene Ontology annotation, molecular function: ABC-type transporter activity; ATP binding; ATP hydrolysis activity. Gene Ontology annotation, cellular component: membrane. The transcript has 2 exons. The record is from RefSeq and is a predicted model, not a curated record. NCBI's taxonomy places the organism in Eukaryota, Fungi, Ascomycota, Sordariomycetes, Xylariales, Microdochiaceae. The coding region runs from base 1 to 4503 and encodes 1500 amino acids.